Messenger RNA from Vombatus ursinus (common wombat), 3139 nucleotides. RefSeq names its product aldehyde dehydrogenase 16 family member A1 (gene ALDH16A1). Gene Ontology annotation, molecular function: oxidoreductase activity, acting on the aldehyde or oxo group of donors, NAD or NADP as acceptor. The record is from RefSeq and is a predicted model, not a curated record. The coding region runs from base 645 to 2996 and encodes 783 amino acids. Lineage: Eukaryota; Metazoa; Chordata; Mammalia; Diprotodontia; Vombatidae. The transcript is spliced from 16 exons.
UCCCAAGCCGCCCUCCAGGCUGCAGCCCUGCUCACCUGUCCUGCACCAUGGAUGCUGAGCCAAGCUUGCCACCCCUGCACUCUGUCCUUUGGACCCUGGGUACAUCCUCGCACCCACAUUUGUAGAUGUGCCAUGUGCAUCCUGCCCAGGAUUUUGGGGCUUCCCUGUGGGCCCUUCACCUGUUCCUCUUCUCUGCCAUGGGCACCCCAGCCCUGUGUCCCCUACCCUGGUAGAUGCCAGUCCCUGCCCCCUGGGCCCUAGAUACCCCUGCUGUCCCCCAGUCUCCUGCCCUGGGCACCCCCAUCCAAAGGGUAUAUUCAUUAUGCCUGGGGUGCCAGGGUUUGUGGGCCCUUCCCAAACUGCGCCCUCCAGGCCCUGCCCUUGCCUUUUGCAUGCCUCCCGGUUUGCAAACCUAAAGGCUCAAACUUCCUACCCUAGUCUCAGGGGUCACAGCCCAGAGGCUACUAGACUUUGGCCAUAGCCAAGUGCCUGGCUCCCUCUGGAAUCUUUAGAACCUUUUCCAUGCCCACCCCCAGGGCCGCAGGUUCUGGGCCCUGAUUUGCCUCCAGAUGCUAAAUGCCUGGAUCUCUUGGAGGCCAGAGGCCACCUGAGACCCUCGGAGGGCGAGUACGUGAGGAGCCUAGAUGCUGACACUGCCCCAUUUCACUCAGGCCUGGCUGGACACCCAGGGCUCAAACCUGGGCCACUUUGUGAAUGGGAAGUGGCUGAAACCUGAGGGCCGAGGGACCGUCAGCUGUAGGGACCCAUGUUCAGGCGAGAUCCUGGCCAGCUGCUUCCAGGCCCAGAACGAAGAUGUGGCUUUGGCCGUGGACGUGGCUCAGCAAGCUUUUGGAGGGUGGAGCCAGCUCCCUGGGGCCACUCGUGCCCAGCACCUGAUCAGGCUGGCAGAGACAAUCCAUAAGCAUCAGAAGCUUCUGUGGAUUCUUGAGGCGCUGGCAUCGGGCCGCGUGGUGCGUGAGGUCCGGGAUGGGGACAUUCCUCUGGCCUGUCAGCUGCUACAGUACCACGCGUGCUGGGCCCAGACCCAGGAGCAGACCCUGGCAGGAUGGGAGCCCAUGGGAGUGGUAGCCGUCAUCCUCCCGCCAACGUUCUCCUUUGUUGAGAUGAUGUGGAGAAUCUGCCCGGCCCUGGCCGUGGGUUGUACUGUGGUGGUCCUUGGAGGCCCAGCCUCUCUGACUUCACUCCUUGUGGCCCAGCUGAGCGAGGAGGCUGGGCUGCCCCCAGGGGUCCUCAAUGUGGUCAUGGGAGCCACCUCCUUAGGCACCUUGCUCCCCACCCUGCCUGGCAUUGCCAAGAUCACCUUCUGUGGGACUGUGGAGGAAGGCAAGGCCCUGCGUAGGGCACUAGCUGGUAGCAGUGCUGACCUCUCCCUGAGCCUGGGCACGGAGUCUCUGCUGGUGAUCACAGACACAGCCGAUCUGGACUCAGCGGUGGAAGGGGUGGUAGAUGCAGUCUGGUCUGACCGCAGCCCGGGUGGGCUGCGGCUGCUGGUGCAGGCGUGUGAGUGGGAACGGAUCCUGGAGCGGCUCAAGGCCCGCAUGCGUGGGGUGCGUGAAGGCCAGAGCUUGGACUGGGCCGUGGACAUGGGCACACCUGGAGUCUCUGCCUGGGAAAAAGCCCAGAAAUACGUUCAGGAAGCCCAGAGCCAGGGGGCGCAGAUAUUCCAAACUGGAAACGUCCCCCGAGACAGCCCGUUCUUUCCCCCAACGCUGAUCCUGGGUCUGGCCCCAGCAAGCCCAUGUACCCAGGCAGAGGUGCCGUGGCCUGUGGUUGUGAUCUCCCCGUUCCGCACAGCAAAGGAGGCUCUGACUAUGGUCAAUGGCACCCCUCGAGGGGGCAGUGCCAGCGUGUGGAGUGAGCGGCUCACAUUGGCCUUGGACCUGGCCUAUAAGCUCCAGAUGGGCACUGUUUGGAUCAACGCCCACGGACUCAAGGACGCAGGCGCCCCCGUGGGUGGCUGCAAGGAGAACGGGUCAUCCUGGCAUGGGGGCCCUGAUGGCCUCUAUGAGUACCUCCGCCCUGUGAACCUCCCACCCCAGGCUGGGCCCUCGGAGAGUGUUGACUAUGACAAGUUUGGCCUGUCUGCCCCACCUGUCCUGCCAUCUGGCCCUGACAACUCCUCCCCCAGCACGACUGCCCCAUAUGGAGUCUUUUUGGCCGGCCGCUUCCAGAAUCCUGCCAGCCGCAGCUCAAGGCCCAUCCUGGGCUCCGAUGGGAAUGUCUGUGUACACGUGGCAGAGGGCAGUGCCAAGGACAUCCGAGUGGCCGUGGAAGCGGCACACCAGGCAGCAGCUCUCUGGGCCAGUCGGGUGCCAGGGAGCCGGGCAUCAACCCUGUGGGCGCUGGCUGAUGCGUUGUCCCAGAGGAGCCAGGCACUGGCAGAACAGCUCACAGAGGUGACGGGCGUUGACCUUGCGGGCGCUCGGACUGAAGUGGUGCUGAGUGCUGCCCGGCUGCGAGCCUGGGGAGCGCAGGUCCAUGCCCGAGGAGCCGGCCUGCACAGCGCUGGGCACCAGGGGCCUUUUCUACGCCUUCGAGAGGCCCUGGGAGUGCUGGGCAUCGUCUGCCCGGAGGAGCGGCCUCUGCUCGCCUUUGUGUCCCUCCUGGCCCCAGCCUUGGCCUACGGCAAUGCCGUCAUCGUGGUGCCCAGUGGGGCCUGUCCACUGCCGGCCCUCCAGCUCUGCCAGGACAUGGCCUGCCUGCUCCCACCUGGCCUAGUGAACGUGGUGACCGGCGACCGGGACCAUCUCACCCGUUGUCUGGCCCUUCAUCAGGAUGUACCCGCUCUGUGGUAUUUUGGCUCUGCCCAGGGCUCCCGGUUUGUGGAAUGGGCUUCAGCUGGGAACCUAAAGGCCAUAUGGGUGAACAAGGGUCAGAGCCGAUCCUGGGACCAAGAGACAGAGGGGGCCGGACCCGAGAUGUGCCUUCGGGCGGCCCGCACUAAGGCUCUCUGGCUGUCUUUGGGAGACAUCUGAGCCCCCCGCCCCCACCCCCUGCCUUAGUCCUGCAACCCAUGGCUGCUGGGCACCUGGAAGGACUGAGCCAAAAAGACCCACGGAGCCCCGACUUGGCCCCUCAUUGUGGUUCUCACCUGAAUAAACGAUCUGACGUACAUCCA